Messenger RNA from Lentinula edodes (shiitake mushroom), 606 nucleotides. RefSeq lists its product as uncharacterized. NCBI's taxonomy places the organism in Eukaryota, Fungi, Basidiomycota, Agaricomycetes, Agaricales, Omphalotaceae. The record is from RefSeq and is a predicted model, not a curated record. The transcript is spliced from 8 exons. The coding region runs from base 1 to 606 and encodes 201 amino acids.
AUGACACGGAAUAGCGCUGAGGAGCAGGCACAUGCUAUAGUCUUAUUGUAUAACAGUGGCCAUGUUAUCGCUGUGAUCUCACAGACAUUCGUAUAUGGAAUAUACACUGUUUUGAUUCCUGUUUCUUCUUAUGUCAUGCUCCGCAGGGGACUCGCUACAAGGGCGCAGAAGAUCUUAUUUGGGAUGACCAUAUUCAUGUUUGCAUUAUUGACAACACACUGGAUCGCAUCAAUAGCGACAUUGAUUAGGCUCAUUCAUGUUGCGCAGUCACUGAAUCAUGUUGAUGGCACGAAGACUUUGAAGAUGUGUCUCUUUAUGCUCAGUCUCAUUGUGGUCUCUGUCAUAGCCACAAUUGCUAGUCAUAUCACACUCAUGGUCAUUGACACAAAGGAGACCGGAGAGCUGGGGAGUGGCAAUACUGGUAUUGUCCCUUCUCACAAACUUGCUGGCAACAUUUUUUAUUUCCUUGAAGGCUUGAUGGGACAGUGGGCUGUCGGCACUCAGCUUGCAGUGACAUGGAGGAAAAUCGGUCCCGCGAUGGUGGUACUACGGGAUAUUGGAAUGGUCAUCAAAGGUUUUGGGGAAUUGAGUGUCCUGAGUGUAUGA